UUAAGUCAAGCAACGAUGGCCCCCUGGCUACCAAACAUUCUCUCACAAAGUUCAGACACAUAAAACAGUUUAGCAAUCGUUAUCUUAAAGGUGGCAACCGUAACCGUCAUGAUAGAGGAAAACAUUCCCUAAACACUAAACAACCUGUAAGUCCUAUAUUCCCAGGUUAUUAUAAGCCCAACACCUAUUAUAAUUCUUCUGUACAAAACUCAUCGAAAUCAACCUAUCCGAGUUUUAUAGCAACCCAAAACUUGUCUUUGAAGACUGGACCGUGUUAUAAACAAGUUCAUAUAUGGACUAGCAAGGGAAAUAUCAGUUAUUCAAACCGCGUUGGAGAUUUCCCAUGUCCUGGUCAACCGUGUGGACUCCGUCUCGUGUUUAAUACUGAAUACGAUACCCUUAACAACAGCGAUGCAGUGAUUCUUUACCAUACGACUACAUUGGACUGGGAAAAAAUGCAUCGUUAUAAACCAAAAGGACAAAAGUGGAUUUUCUACUCUCACGAGAGUCCAAUUCACACGGAUAAAGGCAUUGUUCCACCACAUAAAUUCUAUAACAAUAGUUAUGAUCUCAUCAUGUCAUAUAGGGUACGGGAAUCCCAUAUCUAUGGUGGAUUCGGUCGUUACUAUACAGAUUACCCUGAGAUAAAGGAAAGAAGAAACUGGGCUGAAAAUAAAACCGAACUGGUUGCUUGGAUGGCAUCAAACUGCGACUGUCUAUCGUGGGAUCGCAAUGGUUUUGUCAAAGCACUGUCUAGUUUCAUUCCAGUUAGCACAUAUGGUAUUUGUGGAUUAGAACCUUGCCCGAAAGAUGAAAGAUGCAUGCAAACCAUUGGAAAACACAAGUUUUACCUGGCCUUAGAGAACACAGCAUGUCGAGACUACAUCACAGAAAAGGUAUGGAGGAACGCCCUUCUCAAUCACGUCGUACCCGUCGUUUUUGGGGCUCCAAGAGAGGACUAUGAACGCAUUCUCCCGCCAAAUUCCUUCAUUCACGUCGAAGACUUUAAAUCUGUCAAAGAAUUGGCAGCAUACCUUCUUAAUGUGAGUAAAAACGAUACACUUUAUAACACGUAUUUUGAGUGGAAGAAAUUUGGUUGGGUGAAGUUGUCUACAGAGAUGUAUCUUUUGGAACCAGAGCAGAUAUGUCACCAUAUUGUAUCAAGACUACUUAAUGAUGAGAGGGACGUAAUGGAAGGAAAAUACCAUCAACCAUUGUUUCCUGAUUGGACAGAUUGGUGGACUAAUUCAUGCAAAACAGAUUUCACGUGGCCAAUCAAAUUUCAUUGA
Molecule: messenger RNA, 1289 nt
Organism: Lytechinus variegatus (green sea urchin)
Lineage: Eukaryota; Metazoa; Echinodermata; Echinoidea; Temnopleuroida; Toxopneustidae
Product: 4-galactosyl-N-acetylglucosaminide 3-alpha-L-fucosyltransferase FUT6-like
Exons: 1
Coding region: 456-1289 (277 amino acids)
Cellular component (GO): membrane
Molecular function (GO): alpha-(1->3)-fucosyltransferase activity
Source: RefSeq, a predicted model, not a curated record